AUGGUAGAUCUAAAAGAGCCAACCGAUAGCAAUCAUGAGCUGGCCUAUGACUUGCUUUUGACCUUGCUCGAACACCAAUUCUCCUCACCUGUCCAAUGGAUUUCCACGCAGGAUUCAUUGCUCAAUGGAGAUCCCGAUGGACGGUUCAUCGAGAUAGGACCUGCAGACACGUUGAUGUCUAUGUUGAAGAAGACCUUCGCGCAGGGAUCGAAUGGCAUUACCGGAGAACAGAAUGCAGAAUUUUUGACGUUCAUGGAAGAAAUUGCCAGGGUACAUAAAGUACCUGAUAUGGUUUUGGAGGAGCCGACGCUGCCAUCACAGGACAUCGGGGUAUCUGGGACAGAGGCGGUGGAGCCGAUCAAGGCCGACGAACCCAUCAAAGCUGCCAUCGCAACUAAUACAGAGAUUAACGUGACGACGGCUCGCCAGAUUUCCGAAAUCGAUGAUGUGCCUCCUCUAGCAUCAGAAGCCCUGCUAGCUAUUGUAGCUUCCGCACUCAAAGCUUCGAGGGCAAGUAUCGAUACAGCUAACUCCAUCAAGUUACUAGCAAGGGGACGGUCAGCACUCCAAAACGAGAUCAUUGGAAACUUGGUCACAGAGUUCGAGCAGCUCCCAGAUGCGGUGGAAGAAAUCCCUUUGGUCGAGCUUAGCCAGGACUUGCAGAGGACUUUCAGUGGCAAGCUCGGUCUAUAUUUGAACGAAUGGCUUGGCAAAAAGAUAUCAGCCAAACUCGCCCCAGGGUUUACACUCUCCAAAUUGCGCAAUCAUCUCAGAGAUUCCUUCGGCCUGAAAGAAGGUCACCAAAAUUCGUUCUUUUUGACUGCUGAUUUCGAUGAGAUUACCACUCGCUUGCCAGAUGAUGGGAAAUCAUGGGAUGCUGUUAAUCGUUGGACACAUUUGUAUAUGAAAGCACGUGGUUUGGAACACGCAUUGACUCAAGCUGUGACGGAGGACCGGGGUCAACCGGCUAUGCAGCAAGAUACCACCAGUCCUCAGCUGGCUAAGUUCGGCCAAGACCUUGCCCACUUAAUGGCGAAGCAUUUCACACCCCCAGAGUCGGGUACGGAGACAGAGACAAAGCUUCAACAAAAUCAAGAGCACGACCGGAAAAUAGAGUAUAAGAUCAAUCAGCUUUCGAUGGAGCUUGGACCCGAGUUCAUCUCAGGCGUGGAGCCAUAUUUCUGCCCUGAAUUAGUCCACCGGUAUCAGUCUAGCUGGAACUGGGCAGUUCAAGAUCUAUACGUGACUUUGUCGAAGAUCAUAACAGGCUCCACGGAGAUGUGUGGAGAGCCAGAGCUGCAAGAAUGGAUCGAAAAGUCAGUGGAUCGACUUCAAAGUCGAUCCACUGAUCGGCUCCGGCGAUGCGCCGAGUACUUGCACCACAAAUGGGAGCAACUGCCACAGACGCCCGAGAGAGAUGGCUGUCUCCUACUGCUGCGUCCACUGGUAGAAGACAUCGAAAGUCCCUCAUCAGGCUCUGGGUCAACGAGAAGGGAUGAGGAUUCUGUCGACGGGGAUUCAAGUGAUCCUCCAAGCUCGUAUCCGAGCCUACCUAACAAAGAGGCAUUCACCCCAUCAGCUUCUUCAUUGUCUAUUGUGCAGAGUCCCAUUAGAGUGUCUGUGAAAGAUCAGAAUGGUGCAUGGACGACUGACAUUUAUUUGACAAACCGCCUUCAUGAGGUUGAGACAAGCCCACACUCGAAGCCGAUGACCGGGACUGUUCUGGUAAUUGGCGCAGGAAAACAAUCUAUUGGCUUUGUUCUCGUGAAACAGCUACUCAGAGCUGGGUCGCGUGUCGCUCUUUGUACCACUCGAAUGACACCAAGUACCAGGAGGCUUUACUCCCGAGUAUAUGCUGAGGAGGCACGAGCAGGAGCUGAGUUGGUUCUGCUACCAUUCAAUCAAGGAAGCGUGCAGGAUAUCACAAAACUGGUUGACUAUAUUCACAGCGACAUGGGAUGGGAAGUGGACCACCUGGUACCCUUUGCAGCAAUAUCAGAGAUUGGAAAGACUCUCGAGGACCUAGAUUCUCAGUCGGAGCUCGCACACCGUAUAAUGCUCACAAAUACACUUCGAUUGAUAGGUGCAAUUGUGAGCUCUAAGCGAGACCGACAUGUGUUGAACCAUUCCACACAGGUUCUGCUGCCACUGUCACCAAACCACGGUCAAAUCGGCGGAGAUGGGCUGUAUGCUGAGUCCAAGUUGGGUCUAGAAGCACUUUUGAACAAGUGGUCUUCCGAGCAAUGGUCAGAUGCAGUGUCCCUAUGCGGUGUCCAGAUAGGUUGGACAAGAGGCACUGGCCUGAUGGAAGCUAAUGAUAUCCUGGCCAAUGAUAUUGAAAAGCUGGGAGUCCGAACAUUUGCAGCAGAGGAAAUGGCAUCGCUUCUCACCAUGGUGAUGGAGCCUGCUUUAUUCGAGGCGUGUAGUGUACAGCCCCUCCUUUGUGAUUUCAGCGGUGGACUGCAGACGCUUCCAGACUUGAAGGCAUGCAUGGAUUCCGCGCGUUUGAGAAUUCAGACAGACGCCACAAUCAAACAGCGAAUACAGCAGGAGAUUACACAUGACCAAAUCUCCUCGAAAGCAGACACACAUCUUAACAAGCCACCCGCGCCCCAAGAACCUAGGGCAAGGCCCCGAAACGAUUAUCCUGAACUCCCAGAGUGCUACAAUGAGCAAGUCCCCCCUGACCUGUAUAGGUUGGAGGGCCUUGUUGACCUGGAUUCCAUGGUCGUGAUCACCGGAUUUGCAGAAAUCGGCCCAAUGGGUAGUUCCCGGACGCGCUGGGAAAUGGAGGCUGAAGGCGUAUUCUCUAUGGAAGGGUGCAUCGAGCUCGCUUGGAUGACUGGAAUGAUCAAAUAUGAGCGCCAUCGCAUCCACAACGGAAACAAUGUUGGUGCUGGGUGGAUUGAGUGCGAGUCGGGUGAGCCGAUCAGUGAUCUUGACGUGAAAUCCAAGCUGGAAGGCAAAAUUCGCGAGCAUACCGGAAUCCGCAUUCUUGACCUAGAUGACCACUGCAACCCCAACCCCAGGUUACGAAACAUGCUGCACGAAGUCGGUACCCAAGAAGAGCUACCACCAUUCGAGUGUUCCUCGCAAGCAGCAGAAGGUUUCAAAGCCCGACAUGGAGACGCUGUCGAAAUUUUGCAGGAUGAUGGGACUACAGCCACCGUGAAAAUCCGACGUGGGGCAUCCAUCUUCAUCCCCAAGGCACUGAACACGGAUUAUUUCGUGGGGGCUCAAAUUCCAACUGGCUGGGACCCCGCAAUAUAUGGUAUUCCUCCUGAGAUAUUGGCCCAGGCCGAUCGACCUUCGCUCUUUGCAUUGGUAUGCACCGCAGAAGCCUUCCUUGGUGCUGGAAUCACAGAUGUAUACGAAUUGUACAAAUACAUCCAUGUUUCCGAAGUUGGCAACUGCAUUUCCUCUGGUUCCGGUGGACUUACAGCCUUUCAGGCAUUGCAUGAGCAUCGCAUGUUGGGUAGGGAGGUUCAGCAAGACAUUCUUUCUGAGAUUUUCAUUGGAACAGCUGGCGCUUGGGUGAAUCUCCUUCUUCUCUCUGCAUCUGGUCCCUUGAAAACUGCUGCUGGAACCUGUGCAUCAUCCCUUGAGUCGGUGGACACUGCAUGUGAGCUUAUCAGCAGUGGCAGAUCCAAUGUUUGUAUUGCGGGUGGUUACGAGGUCUUUACCCGACCUAUUUACUAUGAGUUCGGCAACAUGACAGCCAUCAUAAACUCGGCUCAAGACUCAAAGCGUGGAAGAGAGCCGAGCGAGAUGUCGCGUCCAUUCACUUCCACUCGGAAUGGCUUCGUCCUCAGUGAAGGAAUCGGCCUCCAAGUAUUAACGAGUGCAUCCUUGGCUUUGGAAAUGGGAUUGCCCAUAUAUGGAGUUAUCGCUAUGUCGCACAUGGCAGCGGACAAGAUAGGGCGAUCGAUCCCAGCACCGGGCCAGGGUAUCCUCACAGCGGCCAAGCAAUGUGGAUCACCUGGCUUGUCUAUGAAUCCAACACUGCGUGCCAAGCGAAUUCGCACAUCGCUAGGCCAUAUUGAACGCCAGGCUCAGGCAGACAUGGAUGCCUUGCGGGAAGAAAUCAGCUUCAUGGAGUCCAGGGGAGAACCUGUCUGCGCCGAAGCGAUGGAAACACGACUCCGGGGACUCCAGGAGGAGGUGGCUUUCGAGAAAAAGACUGUACUACGUGAAUUGGGUAACAACUACUGGCGAAACAAGCCCAACAUUUCACCCAUUGCAGGAGGGUUAUCGGUUUUUGGUCUUUCUGUGGAUGAUAUUACCUUUGUCAGUAUGCACGGGACAGCCACGAAACUGAAUGACAAGAACGAAUGUGCGACCCUGGAGGCGCAAAUGCAACAUCUCGGGCGACACCCUGGGAACCCGAUGUAUACCAUUGCUCAGAAGUCUGUUGUGGGCCACGGGCUGGGAGCUUCGGGUUCUUGGGCGUUGAACGGGGCCCUCCAGGCUCUACAUUCGGGUAUCAUCCCCGGGAAUCGGAAUGCAGAUGAUAUCGAUCCUGUUCUACAGGAUUUCGAGGGGCUUCUCUUGACAAAUGAGAACAUCAAGCUCCGUGUAUCUGACAUGAAAGCUUUCUGUGUCGAAUCUUUUGGGUUUGGGCAGAAGAGUGCACAAGUAAUUGUUGUGCACCCGCGCUAUCUAUAUUCAGCUAUCUCGGAGAAGUCGUAUCAAGAGUAUCGCAAGAAACAGAUUGGGAGGGCAAGGAUCGCUGCCAGGGAACUUGAUCGCGGACUUCACGGCCAAGGCAUGUUCAAGGCAAAGGAGGAGACGCCAUACGUGGGUGAUGAGCAUGCUUUCUUGCUCAAUCCGCUCGCUAGGACUCAGUAG
Molecule: messenger RNA, 4848 nt
Organism: Penicillium hordei
Lineage: Eukaryota; Fungi; Ascomycota; Eurotiomycetes; Eurotiales; Aspergillaceae
Product: Acyl transferase/acyl hydrolase/lysophospholipase
Exons: 4
Coding region: 1-4848 (1615 amino acids)
Biological process (GO): long-chain fatty acid biosynthetic process
Cellular component (GO): fatty acid synthase complex
Molecular function (GO): holo-[acyl-carrier-protein] synthase activity; fatty acid synthase activity; 3-oxoacyl-[acyl-carrier-protein] reductase (NADPH) activity
Source: RefSeq, a predicted model, not a curated record